This is a messenger RNA of Coregonus sp. 'balchen', 11860 nucleotides long. The record is from the annotation of a GenBank genome assembly. NCBI's taxonomy places the organism in Eukaryota, Metazoa, Chordata, Actinopteri, Salmoniformes, Salmonidae.
ACAGGACAGGACAGGACAGAACAGGACAGGACAGGUGUGUGGAGCCAGCAGGUAGUUAUUCAGUAUGCUACAGGACAGAACAGGACAGGACAGGACAGGACAGGCAGGACAGGACAGGACAGGACAGGUGUGAGGAGCCACCAGGUAGUUAUUCAGUAUGCUACAGGACAGAACAGGACAGGACAGGACAGGACAGGCAGGACAGGACAGGUGUGAGGAGCCAGCAGGUAGUUAUUCAGUAUGCUACAGGACAGAACAGGACAGGACAGGACAGGACAGGCAGGACAGGACAGGUGUGAGGAGCCAGCAGGUAGUUAUUCAGUAUGCUACAGGACAGAACAGGACAGGACAGGACAGGACAGGCAGGACAGGACAGGACAGGACAGGUGUGAGGAGCCACCAGGUAGUUAUUCAGUAUGCUACAGGACAGGACAGGACAGGACAGGUGUGAGGAGCCACCAGGUAGUUAUUCAGUAUGCUACAGGACAGGACAGGACAGGACAGGACAGGACAGGACAGGACAGGACAGGACAGGACAGGACAGGACAGGACAGGUGUGUGGAGCCAGCAGGUAGUUAUUCAGUAUGCUACAGGACAGGACAGGACAGGACAGGACAGGACAGGACAGGACAGGACAGGACAGGUGUGAGGAGCCAGCAGGUAGUUAUUCAGUAUGCUACAGGACAGGACAGGACAGGACAGGUGUGUGGAGCCAGCAGGUAGUUAUUCAGUAUGCUACAGGACAGGACAGGACAGGACAGGACAGGACAGGUGUGUGGAGCCAGCAGGUAGUUAUUCAGUAUGCUACAGGACAGGACAGGACAGGACAGGUGUGUGGAGCCAGCAGGUAGUUAUUCAGUAUGCUACAGGACAGGACAGAACAGGACAGGACAGGACAGGACAGGACAGGUGUGAGGAGCCAGACCCUUCUCCACCGAUUGCUCAGUUUGGCCGGGCAGCCAGCUCUAGGAAGAGUCUUGGUGGUUUCAAACUUCUUCCAUUUAAGAAUGAUGGAGGCCACUGUGGGCACCUUCAAUUCUGCACAAAUGUUUUGGUACCCUUCCCCAGAUCUGUGCCUCGACACAAUCCUGUCUCAGAGCUCUACAGACAAUUCCUUCCACUUCAUGGCUUGGUUUUUGCUCUGACGUGCACUGUCAACUGUGGGACCUUAUAUAGACAGGUGUGUGCCUUUCCAAAUCAUGUCCAAUCAAUUAAAUUUACCCCAAGUGGACUCCAAUCAAGUUGCAGAAACAUCUCAAGGAUGAUCAAUGGAAACAGGAUGCACCUGAGCUCAAUUUUGAGUCUCAUAUCAAAGGGUCUGAAUACUUAUGUAAAUAAGUAAAGAAAUGAUGAUCCAUUUUAGAAUAAGGCUGUAAUGUAACAAAAUGUGGAAAAAGUCAAGCGGUCUGAAUACUUUCCGAAUGCACUAAGUAUUGACUCAGGAAGUAAUUACCUAAAUUAAAGUAAAUACCUAUAUAGUGCACCACUUUUGACCAGAGCCCUGUGGGUUUAAAAAGAUGACAAUAUAUCUAUCUCCAUAUUGCACUGGAGACAUUGGGAUGAAGUGAUCACUGUGUUGCUGUGUUGCAGCAGAGCUCUAUGAACCGUUGUGAUGAGACCGGAGCCGACCAGACCACAACCCCCUGUACGUCGUGUGCUGCCUCCCAGACUCAGCAGUGUCCCUGGGGCUUCAAGAAGUACACCACCCAGCCCAUGGAUACCAACAUUGGCCAAGGUGGUUGCAGGUACUCAGUAACCAUCGCUGGGCAACAGGUGGCGUUGGAAGGCUGCAACCACCAAUGUGAGAGGACCGUCACCGUGCCCAAAUGCUGCGCAGAGUUCUGGGGCCCUCUGUGUCUGUGUGAGUACCCUACCCCAAUAGCAGAUAUUUUUAAACAUAUUUUCACGCAUGACGUUUUUUUUAUGGGACAAGUGAUAGUUGGAAUGUAUUGGUGUUUUGUAUUGGUGUUUUGUAGUGGUGUUUUGUAUUGGUGUUUUGUAGUGGUGUUUUGUAGUGGUGUUUUGUAGUGGUGUUUUGUAGUGGUGUUUUGUAGUGGUGUUUUGUAGUGUUGUCUAAUGUACUGUUAUGUUAUAUUACAUGAUGUUAUGUCGGGUCAGAUCAUGAUAAAUGGGUGCCAGCCACUGAAACACAAAGAGAACAUGGGGUUGUAGUAGUCAUCUAAAUCUAAGUCUGUUUCAUGUUAAUUCGCUGAUAUAUGUGUUUCUGCAGCCUGUCCCAGCUGGAAUGGGAGGACCUGUAACUGGCACGGGACCUGCAUGGAUGGAAUAUCAGGGAAUGGGACCUGUGUCUGUAAUGUGAGAACUGGACUUUAAACAUGUUUAACACUCUUCUGGCUCCCUACUCCCUAUGUAGUGCAGAGCCCUGUGGGAAUUGGGAGGCAGAUACAGUGUUAUGUCUGAUUUCUCUGUAAAGUAUACAUUUCCAGGGUGUAAUCUCAAAUGUAUACUGUGUGUAUAAUGUUGAGUACAAUCUUGAAUUUAGAUGUUGUGCUUUCCCCCCCCCGCUCUCUGGCUACUUCCCAAUUGUCCACCAUUUUCCAGAAGUGUGUACCAUUGUCAAAUCUAUGCAAGAAAGUGUGCGAGUGCACACUUCGGGAGAAGGGUGGAGAAUCAAGACUCAGCCUCUGUGUGUUUCACUGUGUUGCCUUGGUCAGGAGGGAUACACGGGCUUUGUCUGCCAGCAGUGUUCCAACAAGAAUUCAUACGGAGACAACUGUAAAUCAGGUACCUAUCUCUCUCUCUCUCUCUCUCUCUCUCUCUCUCUCCCCCCCAUCUCUCUCUCUCUCUCUCCCCAUCUCUCUCCCCCCAUCUCUCUCUCUCCCUCUCUCUCCCUCUCUCUCUCCCCAUAUCUCUCUCUCCCUCUCUCUCUCCCCAUCUCUCUCUCUCUCUCUCCCUAUCUUUCUCUCCCUGCUAUAUCUCUCUUUUCCCCCCAUUUCUCUCUCUUUCUCUCUCCACCAGGAAUAUUCUAACUUGUCAGCUAACGUUGUCAUUGUUGUUUUGGUGUGUUGUCCAGAGUGUGACUGUGUGAAUGGAGAGUGUAACAACGGUCCUGAUGGAAAUGGAGAGUGCUACUGCCAGCCUCCAUACACUGGGCCCAGGUGUGACCAAGGUAACCCCCUCCUCCUUUACACCAGAAUGGCACCCUAUCCCCUACAGGCUAUAGGUUAGGAGAGUUAGGGUCAGGGGUUAUAGGUUAGGAGAGUUAGGGUCAGGGGUUAUAGGUUAGGAGAGUUAGGGUCAGGGGUUAUAGGUUAGGAGAGUUAGGGUCAGGGGUUAUAGGUUAGGAGAGUUAGGGUCAGGGGCUAUAGGUUAGGAGAGUUAGGGUCAGGGGUUAUAGGUUAGGAGAGUUAGGGUCAGGGUUAGGAGAGUUAAGGUCAGGGGUUAUAUGUUAGGAGAGUUAGGGUCAGGGGUUAUAGGUUAGGAGAGUUAGGGUAAAAAAGUAUUUGAUUCCAUUUUUACAUUUAGCAGAUGCUCUUAUCCAGAGUGACUUACAGGAGCAAUUAGGGUUAAGUGCCUUGCUUAAGGGCACAUCGACAGAUUUUUCACCUAGUCGGCUCGGGGAUUAGAACCAGCGACCUUUCGGUUACUGGCACAACGCUUUUAACCACUAAGCUACCUGCCUCCCCUGCUGAUUUUGUACGUUUGCCCACUGACAAAGAAAUGAUCAGUCUAUAAUUUUAAUGGUAGGUUUAUUUGAACAGUGAGAGACAGAAUAACAACAACAAAAUCCAGAAAAACAAAUGUCAAAAAUGUUACAAAUUGAUUUGCAUUUUAAUGAGGGAAAUAAAUAUUUGACCCCCUCUCAAUCAGAAAGAUUUCUGGCUCCCAGGUGUCUUUUAUACAGGUAACGAGCUGAGAUUAGGAGCACACUCUUAAAGGGAGUGCUCCUAAUCUCAGCUUGUUACCUGUAUAAAAUACACCUGUCCACAGAAGCAAUCAAUCAAUCAGAUUCCAAACUCUCCACCAUGGCCAAGACCAAAGAGCUCUCCAAAGAUGUCAGGGAUUAAAUUGUAGACCUACACAAGGCUGGAAUGGGCUACAAGACCAUCGCCAAGCAGCUUGGUGAGAAGGUGACAACAGUUGGUGCGAUUAUUCGCAAAUGGAAGAAACACAAAAGACCUGUCAAUCUCCCUCGGCCUGGGGCUCCAUGCAAGAUCUCACCUCGUGGAGUUGCAAUGAUCAUGAGAACGGUGAGGAAUCAGCCCAGAACUACACGGGAGGAUCUUGUCAAUGAUCUCAAGGCAGCUGGGACCAUAGUCACCAAGAAAACAAUUGGCAACACACUACGCCAUGAAGGACUGAAAUCCUGCAGCGCCCGCAAGGUCCCUCUGCUCAAGAAAGCACAUAUACAGGGCCGUCUGAAGUUUGCCAAUGAACAUCUGAAUGAUUCAGAGGAGAACUGGGUGAAAGUGUUGUGGUCAGCUCUUUGGCAUCAACUCGUGUUUGGAGGAGGAGGAAUGCUGCCUAUGACCCCAAGAACACCAUCCCCACCAUGGCCUCCCAAGUGGCGCAGUGGUCUAAGGCACUGCAUCGCAGUGCUAGCUGUGCCACUAGAGAUCCUGGUUUGUAUCCAGGCUCUGUUGUAGCCGGCUGCGACCGGGAGACCCAUGGGGCGGCGCACAAUUGGUCCAGGGUAGGGGAGGGAAUGGCUGGCAGGGAUGUAGCUCAGUUGGUAGAGCAUGGUGUUUGCAACGCCAGUGUUGUGGGUUUGAUUCCCACGGGGGGCCAGUAUGAAAAAUAAAUAAUGUAUGCAACUGUAAGUCGCUCUGGAAGAGCGUCUACUAAAUAAAAUAAAAAAUCAAACAUGGAGGUGGAACAUUAUGCUUUGGGGGUGUUUUUCUGCCAAGAGGACAGGACAACUUCACCGCAUCAAAGGGACGAUGGAUGGGGCCAUGUACCGUCAAAUCUUGGGUGAGAACCUCCUUCCCUCAGCCAGGGCAUUGAAAAUGGGUCGUGGAUGGGUAUUCCAGCAUGACAAUGACCCAAAACACACGGCCAAGGCAACAAAGGAGUGGCUCAAGAAUAAGCACAUUAAGGUCCUGGAGAGCCAGUCUCCAGACCUUAAUCCCAUAGAAAAUCUGUGGAGGGAGCUGAAGGUUCGAGUUGCCAAACGUCAGCCUCGAAACCUUAAUGACUUGGAGAAGAUCUGCAAAGAGGAGUGGGACAAAAUCCCUCCUGAGAUGUGUGCAAACCUGGUGGCCAACUACAAGAAACGUCUGACCUCUGUGAUUGCCAAUAAGGGUUUUGCCACCAAGUACUAAGUCAUGUUUUGCAGAGGGGUCAAAUACUUAUUUCCCUCAUUUAAAAUGCAAAUCAAUUUAUAACAUUUUUGACAUGCGUUUUUCUGGAUUUGUUGUUAUUCUGUCUCUCACUGUUCAAAUAAACCUACCAUUAAAAUUACAGACUGAUCAUAACUUUGUCAGUGGGCAAACGUACAAAAUCAGCAAGGGAUCAAAUACUUUUUUCCCUCACUGUAUAUAGUGCACUUCUUUUGACCAGAGUACUAUAUGCCCUGGUCAAAGUAGGGCACAAUAUAGGGAAUAGGGUGCCAUUAGUGGUCCAGACCAGAUAUAGUCCAUUGAUAUUGACUGUUUAAAAAAAAACAUGAUUUCACAUGUAAAAUCAUGUUAAAACGUGUUUUUGGAACACCUCACAUGUUUUUGGAACACCUGAUCACGUUUUCACAUAUGUAGUUUCAUGUUAUCACGUUGUUUUACAUGUUGUCACAUUGACUUCAAAUAAGAUCACACGUGAUUACAUAAAAACAUGUGAUUUUGGAACAUUUCACAUGUGUAAUUCAUUAGUUUUGUCCUUAAAGGGAAACCCAGCUUUGACCGUGUUCUGGACAGACAAGCUUUCAAAAAUAAAAUCAAUGGUUUGAUGAUUGUCAUCUUGUUCACAUUUAGUGAUCUCAUUUAGUGAUCUCAUUUAGUGAUCUCAUUCCAGAAAGGUAUUUCAGUAGCUUGGUGUCUUUACUGAUGGUGUGUAUUGUGUUCCCUCCAGUCUCUGCUGCCUGUAAGAACUGCAGUGCCUACUCCCACUGUAAAGGGGUUGUGGAGAAUGCUGUGUGUCAAUGUCUUCCUGGGUUUCACAAGACUGGAGACCGUUGCUCAGGUAACAGAGACCAUAGAUAUUACUAGGGUUGCGAAAUUCUGCUAACUUUCCAAAAAUUCCUAGGUUUCCAAGACAUGCCGCUUUGAGGGUUUCCGGAAAAGGAGGAAAUAAGCAGGAAGUCUGGAAUCUUCCAACCAGACUAGUUACCACUGAUCUGGAAUCCUCCAACCAGACUAGUUACCACUGAUCUGGAAUCCUCCAACCAGACUAGUUACCACUGAUCUGGAAUCCUCCAACCAGACUAGUUACCACUGAUCUGGAAUCCUCCAACCAGACUAGUUGUACUGAUCUGGAAUCCUCCAACCAGACUAGUUACCACUGAUCUGGAAUCCUCCAACCAGACUAGUUACCACUGAUCUGGAAUCCUCCAACCAGACUAGGUGUCACUGAUCUGGAAAUCUCCAACCAGACUAGUUGUACUGAUCUGGAAUCCUCCUACCAGACUAGUUGUCACUGAUCUGGAAUCCUCCAACCAGACUAGUUGUACUGAUCUGGAAUCCUCCAACCAGACUAGUUGUCACUGAUCUGGAAUCCUCCAACCAGACUAGUUGUCACUGAUCUGGAAUCCUCCAACCAGACUAGUUGUCACUGAUCUGGAAUCCUCCAACCAGACUAGUUGUACUGAUCUGGAAUCCUCCAACCAGACUAGUUAUCACUGAUCUGGAAUCCUCCAACCAGACUAGUUAUCACUGAUCUGGAAUCCUCCAACCAGACUAGUUACCACUGAUCUGGAAUCCUCCAACCAGACUAGUUGUACUGAUCUGGAAUCCUCCAACCAGACUAGUUGUACUGAUCUGGAAUCCUCCAACCAGACUAGUUGUACUGAUCUGGAAUCCUCCAACCAGACUAGUUGUACUGAUCUGGAAUCCUCCAACCAGACUAGUUGUACUGAUCUGGAAUCCUCCAACCAGACUAGUUGUACUGAUCUGGAAUCCUCCAACCAGACUAGUUACCACUGAUCUGGAAUCCUCCUACCAGACUAGUUGUCACUGAUCUGGAAUCCUCCAACCAGACUAGUUGUCACUGAUCUGGAAUCCUCCAACCAGACUAGUUGUACUGAUCUGGAAUCCUCCAACCAGACUAGUUGUACUGAUCUGGAAUCCUCCAACCAGACUAGUUGUACUGAUCUGGAAUCCUCCAACCAGACUAGUUACCACUGAUCUGGAAUCCUCCAACCAGACUAGUUGUACUGAUCUGGAAUCCUCCAACCAGACUAGUUGACACUGAUCUGGAAUCCUCCAACCAGACUAGUUACCACUGAUCUGGAAUCCUCCAACCAGACUAGUUACGACUGAUCUGGAAUCCUCCAACCAGACUAGUUGUCACUGAUCUGGAAUCCUCCAACCAGACUAGUUGUACUGAUCUGGAAUCCUCCAACCAGACUAGUUGUACUGAUCUGGAAUCCUCCAACCAGACUAGUUGUACUGAUCUGGAAUCCUCCCACCAGACUAGUUGUACUGAUCUGGAAUCCUCCAACCAGACUAGUUGACACUGAUCUGGAAUCCUCCAACCAGACUAGUUACCACUGAUCUGGAAUCCUCCAACCAGACUAGUUGUACUGAUCUGGAAUCCUCCCACCAGACUAGUUGUACUGAUCUGGAAUCCUCCAACCAGACUAGUUACCACUGAUCUGGAAUCCUCCAACCAGACUAGUUGUACUGAUCUGGAAUCCUCCAACCAGACUAGUUGUAUUGAUCUGGAAUUCUCCAACCAGACUAGUUGUCACUGAUCUGGAAUCCUCCAACCAGACUAGUUGUACUGAUCUGGAAUCCUCCAACCAGACUAGUUGACACUGAUCUGGAAUCCUCCAACCAGACUAGUUGUACUGAUCUGGAAUCCUCCAACCAGACUAGUUGUCACUGAUCUGGAAUCCUCCAAUCAGACUAGUUGUACUGAUCUGGAAUCCUCCAACCAGACUAGUUGUCACUGAUCUGGAAUCCUCCAACCAGACUAGUUACCACUGAUCUGGAAUCCUCCAACCAGACUAGUUGACACUGAUCUGGAAUCCUCCAACCAGACUAGUUGUACUGAUCUGGAAUCCUCCAACCAGACUAGUUGCCACUGAUCUGGAAUCCUCCAACCAGACUAGUUGACACUGAUCUGGAAUCCUCCAACCAGACUAGUUGUACUGAUCUGGAAUCCUCCAACCAGACUAAUUACCACUGAUCUGGAAUCCUCCAACCAGACUAGUUACCACUGAUCUGGAAUCCUCCAACCAGACUAGUUGUCACUGAUCUGGAAUCUUCCAACCAGACUAGUUGACACUGAUCUGGAAUCCUCCAACCAGACUAGUUACCACUGAUCUGGAAUCCUCCAACCAGACUAGUUGUCACUGAUCUGGAAUCCUCCAACCAGACUAGUUGUCACUGAUCUGGAAUCCUCCCACCAGACUAGUUGUCACUGAUCUGGAAUCCUCCAACCAGACUAGUUGUCACUGAUCUGGAAUCCUCCUACUAGACUAGUUGUACUGAUCUGGAAUCCUCCAACCAGACUAGUUACCACUGAUCUGGAAUCCUCCAACCAGACUAGUUGUACUGAUCUGGAAUCCUCCAACCAGAAUAGUUGUACUGAUCUGGAAUCCUCCAACAAGACUAGUUACCACUGAUCUGGAAUCCUCCUACCAGACUAGUUACCACUGAUCUGGAAUCCUCCAACCAGACUAGUUGUACUGAUCUGGAAUCCUCCAACCAGACUAGUUACCACUGAUCUGGAAUCCUCCAACCAGACUAGUUGUACUGAUCUGGAAUCCUCCAACCAGACUAGUUAUCACUGAUCUGGAAUCCUCCUACCAGACUAGUUGUACUGAUCUGGAAUCCUCCUACCAGACUAGUUGUACUGAUCUGGAAUCCUCCAACCAGACUAGUUGUACUGAUCUGGAAUCCUCUUACCAGACUAGUUACCACUGAUCUGGAAUCCUCCAACCAGACUAGUUACCACUGAUCUGGAAUCCUCCAACCAGACUAGUUGACACUGAUCUCGAAUCCUCCAACCAGACUAGUUGUACUGAUCUGGAAUCCUCCAACCAGACUAGUUGUACUGAUCUGGAAUCCUCCAACCAGACUAGUUGACACUGAUCUGGAAUCCUCCAACCAGACUAGUUACCACUGAUCUGGAAUCCUCCUACCAGACUAGUUGUACUGAUCUGGAAUCCUCCAACCAGACUAGUUGCACUGAUCUGGAAUCCUCCAACCAUACUAGUUGACACUGAUCUCGAAUCCUCCAACCAGACUAGUUGUACUGAUCUGGAAUCCUCCUACCAGACUAGUUGUACUGAUCUGGAAUCCUCCAACCAGACUAGUUACCACUGAUCUGGAAUCCUCCAACCAGACUAGUUGUCACUGAUCUGGAUUCCUCCCACCAGAGUAGUUGUCACUGAUCUGGAAUCCUCCAACCAGACUAGUUGUCACUGAUCUGGAAUCCUCCUACUAGACUAGUUGUACUGAUCUGGAAUCCUCCAACCAGACUAGUUACCACUGAUCUGGAAUCCUCCAACCAGACUAGUUGUACUGAUCUGGAAUCCUCCAACCAGAAUAGUUGUACUGAUCUGGAAUCCUCCAACAAGACUAGUUACCACUGAUCUGGAAUCCUCCUACCAGACUAGUUACCACUGAUCUGGAAUCCUCCAACCAGACUAGUUGUACUGAUCUGGAAUCCUCCAACCAGACUAGUUACCACUGAUCUGGAAUCCUCCAACCAGACUAGUUGUACUGAUCUGGAAUCCUCCAACCAGACUAGUUAUCACUGAUCUGGAAUCCUCCUACCAGACUAGUUGUACUGAUCUGGAAUCCUCCUACCAGACUAGUUGUACUGAUCUGGAAUCCUCCAACCAGACUAGUUGUACUGAUCUGGAAUCCUCUUACCAGACUAGUUACCACUGAUCUGGAAUCCUCCAACCAGACUAGUUACCACUGAUCUGGAAUCCUCCAACCAGACUAGUUGACACUGAUCUCGAAUCCUCCAACCAGACUAGUUGUACUGAUCUGGAAUCCUCCAACCAGACUAGUUGUACUGAUCUGGAAUCCUCCAACCAGACUAGUUGACACUGAUCUGGAAUCCUCCAACCAGACUAGUUACCACUGAUCUGGAAUCCUCCUACCAGACUAGUUGUACUGAUCUGGAAUCCUCCAACCAGACUAGUUAUCACUGAUCUGGAAUCCUCCUACCAGACUAGUUGUACUGAUCUGGAAUCCUCCUACCAGACUAGUUGUACUGAUCUGGAAUCCUCCAACCAGACUAGUUGUACUGAUCUGGAAUCCUCUUACCAGACUAGUUACCACUGAUCUGGAAUCCUCCAACCAGACUAGUUACCACUGAUCUGGAAUCCUCCAACCAGACUAGUUGACACUGAUCUCGAAUCCUCCAACCAGACUAGUUGUACUGAUCUGGAAUCCUCCAACCAGACUAGUUGUACUGAUCUGGAAUCCUCCAACCAGACUAGUUGACACUGAUCUGGAAUCCUCCAACCAGACUAGUUACCACUGAUCUGGAAUCCUCCUACCAGACUAGUUGUACUGAUCUGGAAUCCUCCAACCAGACUAGUUACCACUGAUCUGGAAUCCUCCAACCAGACUAGUUGACACUGAUCUGGAAUCCUCCAACCAGACUAGUUGUCACUGAUCUGGAAUCCUCCAACCAGACUAGUUACCACUGAUCUGGAAUCCUCCAACCAGACUAGUUACCACUGAUCUGGAAUCCUCCUACCAGACUAGUUACCACUGAUCUGGAAUCCUCCAACCAGACUAGUUGUACUGAUCUGGAAUCCUCCAACCAGACUAGUUGUACUGAUCUGGAAUCCUCCAACCAGACUAGUUGACACUGAUCUGGAAUCCUCCAACCAGACUAGUUGUACUGAUCUGGAAUCCUCCAACCAGACUAGUUGUACUGAUCUGGAAUCCUCCAACCAGACUAGUUACCACUGAUCUGGAAUCCUCCAACCAGACUAGUUACCACUGAUCUGGAAUCCUCCAACCAGACUAGUUGUACUGAUCUGGAAUCCUCCAACCAGACUAGUUGUCACUGAUCUGGAAUCCUCCAACCAGACUAGUUGUACUGAUCUGGAAUCCUCCAACCAGACUAGUUGUCACUGAUCUGGAAUCCUCCAACCAGACUAGUUGACACUGAUCUGGAAUCCUCCAACCAGACUAGUUACCACUGAUCUGGAAUCCUCCAACCAGACUAGUUGACACUGAUCUGGAAUCCUCCAACCAGACUAGUUACCACUGAUCUGGAAUCCUCCAACCAGACUAGUUGUACUGAUCUGGAAUACUCCAACAGGACUAGUUGACACUGAACUUACUAUGCAUGUUGUGUAGAUGAAGUAGCAUGUGAUUUCACUAUAACAUUGAAUGGCAUUUAAGACAUUGCAGCUAUGUUCUUCAUUGUUAUUCAAGUCAAUGUAUUCUAUUUAACUUAUUCACCUUAAACUUUGAAGCCAAAUUAUUAUAUUCUGCUCUAUUCUGUUCUAUUCUGUUCUAUUCCAUUAUAUUCUAUUCCAUGUUAAUUCCCAGGUGUUUGUUCAGCCAAGCAGUGUGAUGUGAAUGCGCACUGUUCUUGGCUGGGGGGGCGGGUGUUCAAGUGCCAGUGUAAGGAAGGUUACCAAGGGAAUGGCCGGGUAUGUGUUCCUAUCAACCCAUGUGACAAGGACAACGGAGGAUGUCCUCGCAACUCCACCGUCUGUGUCUACACCAGCCCUGGCAGGGUGAGUCUGUGUCUAUACCAGCAGAGU